AAGCCCUAGACAAAUACGAGAUGGAGUUGGAGAAAGAGAAGGGGAAGUCAAUGUACUUCCCCCGAUGCGGUAGUCUGUACGUCCAAAACGGUUUCCGCACACACACCAAACAUGCCUAUGCCGCAAUUGCUCCUGGCAACGCGGAAGCGUCCACCACCCCCGUUGACAUCAACGAUUUCCACUGCGUGCGCGGCCACUCCCAAGAGGUGCUGCUGGGGACCACGGCGAAGCAGCAGGGAACGACGCUGGUGGGCGAGCUCCGAGAGUGCCUGGGGUGCUCGACGGGGAAGGGGCUUUCCAAGCCCAUCCCCAACAAGACGUCGACCCGAGCAUCGCUGCUUCCCAUCGCAGAGGAGGAAGAGGAAUUCGCAACUGACAAGGACGAGGUUGGGGAGGGCGCGUCGAGCCAAGGUGGAGGGAGGACAAAGGGAGAACCUAUGGAUGGAGGACCAGCGCCGGCCGCUCCGCCGGCCGCGCCCCAGGAGUCGGGCGCGGGCGACGCUGACGAUGGCGCCCCCUCGAGCAGGGAGGGCGCGAGCGUCGCCCCAUCUACCACCUCGGCCGGCAUGGCCGAUGGGGGCGAUGGCGAAGUCGACCGCCGCCGCAGCAGCAGCCGUCGUAGCGGCGGCGGCGGCGGCAGCGACAGCGGCAGCAACAGCGGCAGCGACAGCGACAGCGAGACGGAUCUCCCGGCGCUCUGCGGACCAGAGGCCUGGCGGCUCGCCCGCUUCGACAAGCCGGCAGAGUUCACCAGCCGCUGCACCAGGGAGAACCCUCGCCGAAAUCCGAGCACGGAGGAGUUCACCAGCUGGAUGCUCUCGGCGGUUCUUCACGUGGCGGAGGGGCUAGAGGCAAGGGAGGUGCGAGAGUUGCUGUUCGAGGGCGCGGGGGAGGCCCACGCUGCGCGCCAAGAGGCGGAGGACUUCCUGCUGGAUACGGUGGACCUCAUGCUCAACUCGCCAGACGCCUUCGAGACGGCUCUGGCGUCCCACGAGCUAAGUGAAUCACCCACAGGACCGAAGCGAGAUGACGAGAAGGGAGGGGAGUGGCCGGUGAGGGAGGCCAUCGGCAGCAUGAUGUGGGUGUCAACGUUCUCGCGUCCAGACGUCUCGUUCUCCGUGCGUGCGGUAGCGCGCCACGCCCACGCCCCGGCGAAGAGGCACUGGGGUGCCAUUCAGAAGAUCCUCGGCUACUUGAAGGAGACGAGGGACCUCGGCAUCACCUCCCAACGGGGAUCGGGGUUAGGGUUGGCCGUGUACGUAGACGCUAGCUACGCCGACACGGAGGAUAAGCGUUCCGUGUCAGGGUUGGCGACGACGGUUGGAGCCGAGUACAUUGCUGCCGGGGAGGGUGUCAAGGAGGCGUUGUUUGUGCGUGCUGUGCUUUCGUUUGUCGCCCCAGAGACCAGUGGUAGCAGCAUCCAGGUCCUUGACGACAACCAGGGGGCCAUAGCGUUGGUGCAGAAGCCCCACAGCUCAGGUCGCACGAAGCACAUCGACGUGAGAUUUCAUUUCAUCCGCGCGUUGUUUAGGUCGGGGGGUACGUCGGUCAAAUUCGUUCCGACAACGGAGCAACACGCGGACCUCCUAACCAAGGUCCUCAGCAGGGCAAGUCUGCAGUACCACCGGCGCAAGUUGAUGAAUUUUCCGGAGUAG
Messenger RNA from Ectocarpus sp. CCAP 1310/34, 1655 nucleotides. The record is from the annotation of a GenBank genome assembly. Lineage: Eukaryota; Phaeophyceae; Ectocarpales; Ectocarpaceae.